Molecule: messenger RNA, 2556 nt
Organism: Metopolophium dirhodum (rose-grain aphid)
Lineage: Eukaryota; Metazoa; Arthropoda; Insecta; Hemiptera; Aphididae
Product: 52 kDa repressor of the inhibitor of the protein kinase-like
Exons: 3
Coding region: 409-2556 (715 amino acids)
Molecular function (GO): protein dimerization activity
Source: RefSeq, a predicted model, not a curated record
UUGGCCGUGUUAUGGAAUACAUUUAAUAUUAUAAAAGACAAAGUACAAACCAUGAUAUUUCUAAAAACAGUGUUGAAUACAACGUAUUAUCAUUGAUUAUAAAUACUAUAAGUAAUACUAUAGUAUUUAUAAUUAAUGGUAUUAUCUUAAGUAACAACGAGCUAUUAUAUUAAGCAAAAAAUAAACGUUACGUAUAUGGUAACGAUAUAAUAUUAUUUGAUCGGUAUGAACGUAGUAACGAACAUUAUGAUACGACAACGAGUACGACAGUUAUCUGUGGUGUACAGGACGGCGCAUGACGUGAUGCGACAAACGGACAAACAACACUAACACAGUCCUUACUCCGUAGUCUUUACUAAAUAAUAUAGCUACUACUUUUUCUAUUUUCUGUACAGUUUUUUGAGAAUAAUGUCUGAGAAAAGACCUAAUGUGUUUUCUGUAUUCAAUUUAAAAAAAAAGAAAGUUGAGUCUGUCGAUGGUUGCAAUAAUAUUGAAAUAAAAAAAGACAGCCUUUUGCCCGAUGGUAUAGAAGUUGACAAUCCUAAUUUAUUAAAAAAUGAGACCCUGAAAAGUACAAAUUUGGGAAAAUUAGUAACUGCACCUAUGUUAAAGUUUAAAAAUGCUAAGAAUGACUUCAACAAACAUUCAAAAACAGAAUAUCAUCUUCUUUCUGUUCAAAGAGCAAAUGACUUCCUAAUCAAUUUUGAAAGUGGGUUUGAAAAAACAGUUGAUGUACUCUUUGAUAAACAUCUACAACAAUCGAUUGAAAGCAACAAAAAAAGGCUGAUACCAAUUGUUAAGACAAUAUUAUUCUGUGCUAGAAAUAAUUUACCGUUGCGUGGUCAUCGAGAAGCUGGUUCUUUAUCAUUAGAAAGUGUGAGAAGUUCUUGUACAGUUGGUGAACAAGGUAUUCUUCGUGCACUUCUGGCUUUUCGUGUCGACAGUGGUGAUACAGAACUUCAAAGACACUUUGAAACUUCCCCUAAAAACUGCACAAUGAUCAGCCCCAAAGUCCAGAAUGAAAUAAUUGAUGUAAUUGGUGAUGUAAUUGUAGGGAAAAUAGUUGAACGAGUCAAACAAUUUCGAUUUUUUUCAUUACUAUGUGAUGAAACUACUGACAUUAGCACUACUGAACAGAUGACAGUAUGUAUACGAUAUGUAGAUACGUCAUCUUGGAUACUUAGAGAAGAUUUUCUGGGAUUUGUAAAAAUGACUUCAACUACUGGUUUAGCAAUAAAAGAUGCAAUAUUAAUAAAACUUAAAGAAGUUGGUCUUAGCAUAGAUAAUCUUAGAGGACAAGGUUAUGAUGGAGGAGCAAACAUGUCUGGUAAACAUAAUGGUGUCCAAAGUCUAAUUUUAAAUGAGCAACCACUAGCAUUCUAUACGCAUUGUUUUAGCCACUCUUUGAACCUUUGCUUAUACAAGGCCUGUAAUGUUCCCUCGGUCAAAAAUAUGAUGGGAAUUGUAUCAAGUAUUGCUGCUUUUUUUUCUGCUUCAGCUAAGAGAGCUGAUAAAUUGAAAUCAGUUAUUUUAGGCGAUAGCAAUAAUUCACAAAAAAAAGAAAAAUUGAAAACACUGUGCGAGAUACGUAGGAUUGAGCGUCAUGACGCAUUGAUUACAUUUAAACAAUUGUAUGUUUAUGUAGUGCAUGCUCUUGAAGAUAUUUCACAUGAUCCUAAUCCUGAAAGCUCAUGCAAAGCAGCAUUAUAUUUAAAUUCAGUGACAAAAAUUGAUUUUCUCGUUGCACUUGAAGUUACAGUAACUUGUUUUGCCUACACUUUGCAACUCAGUAUUUCUCUUCAGAGCAAACAACAAGAUAUUUCUAAAGCAUUAUCCGACGUAAUGGUUAUUCGCAGUGCACUAGAAGAGCUUCGAGAAGGUGCAGAUGGACACUUUAAACAAAUUUUUAAGGAUGUUUCUGAUAUUGCAAAUUUAGCGAAUGUAGAAAUAUGCAUGCCUCGGAUAUGUGGUAGGCAAACACAAAGAAUAAAUAUAAAUUCAAAAGAUCCAGAGACAUACUUCAAAGUAUCAGUGUUUCUUCCUUUUCUUGAUUUCAUCCUUCAAGAAUUGGAUGCACGAUUUAAUCAACGACUAAGCGAUAUAAUACCUUUACAGGGACUUAUUCCAUCAAAUUUUAGUAUGUACGACGAUGAAACUAUAUUGAAGGCUUCUAUCUAUGCUCAAGAUCUUUCAACUGAUGAUGAUUCUAUUCUUAAAGCAGAGUUGCGCAUUUGGAGACACCAAUGGAAAAAUAUGCAAAUUAUACCAGAUUCGGCCAUUGUUACCUUACCCCAUUGCACAGCUAUCGUACCAAAUAUUAAAAUACUCUUACAAUUGUUUGCAACAUUGCCAGUCACCUCAGCCACACCCGAACGUACGUUUUCAACACUAAAACGAUUAAAAACAUAUUUACGGUCAACCAUGUCGGAAGAACGACUCAAUGGAUUGGCAUUAACAAAUAUUAACAAAAAAGAACAAUUGAGUGAGGAUGAAAUAAUUAAAUUAUUUUCCAAAAAGGCACCCAGAAGGAUGCAACUAGAAGACUGGAGCAAAUAA